Messenger RNA from Brassica napus (rape), 1459 nucleotides. RefSeq lists its product as uncharacterized. NCBI's taxonomy places the organism in Eukaryota, Viridiplantae, Streptophyta, Magnoliopsida, Brassicales, Brassicaceae. The coding region runs from base 1 to 1179 and encodes 392 amino acids. The transcript is spliced from 4 exons. The record is from RefSeq and is a predicted model, not a curated record.
AUGGACUCCACAUCAGCUGCUGAUAACAUAAGGGAAGAUGCUGUGAGCAAGGUUUUGGGAAAAGACAAACCUGGACGAGUAAGGGGCUUUGGUAGAGGGAUUACAGCUAAUAAGCUAGCAUAUCUGCAAUUUAGAGACGCUAAGAUUGCAGAAAUGAAAAGUGAGAUUGAAGAGUUAAAGGGGAUGGUGCGAGAAUUAGCUGAGAAGAAGAAAAGUAAUGUUGAUGCUGAAACAUCUGAGAGUAGUGGUGGAUUCAAAGAAGGAGUCAGAGUACAAAUACUGGAUUGGAUUGAAUCAGAGGAUGUUGUUGUUGGUGAAGGAGAAUUCUGCUCUGCUGAACCGAAGUACAAAAUUGGUCGUAUACCAAUUGGUCCUAAUGCAGUGGCUAUCGUAGUUAAGUAUGCACUAAGCGCAUCAGCUUCACUCUGGAGGCCUACUACGGAUGUGUUAACUCUUGAUGAAGCUGUGGGAUACAAGAUAUCUUGGCCAAUGGAUAAAGUGAUUUUGGAUAAGGAUCCAAACUGUUCUGAAGAUUUAUCUAUGCAAAGCAAGGAAGGUGAAUAUCGAAGAUGCAAGAUAUAUGAUUGGACCAAUGAUGAGGACGAGGUCAUUGCUGAAGGUCUCGUGUGCUCUUCAAAAUCCAAAGACAUGGUUAACAACAUACCUCUGGGUCCCAAUGCUGUUAGUGUCGAAGUAGUGAAGGUGUUCAAUGAUCAAGCAUAUUUGUGGAGGCCAACCGCUGAUAUGUUCUUGAUUGGUGAUGCACUUAGCGAGAAAAUAGCAUGGCCAGUCCUAAAGGUUGAAGUCAUGCCUACACCCGCUACAGAAGUAACACCAACUAAAUGUGCAGGGAAGAAAAUAGCAUCACCUUCGAAGCCAGCCAAGAAAAAAGCAGUGAGUCCAGGCAGCACUAGUUCGACCAGAAGUCCGAAGCAGAAGUGCACUCUCUUGGAUUGCAACAACUCUGGACGUAAGGUAGCUGAAGGAAGGGUAGCUUCAACGGAUCCGAAUGAGUUGUGCCACUUUGUACCCCUAGGUCCAAAUGCAAGCAAGGUGUGGAUUGAUGUGGCUAAGAUCGGUGAUGCAAAAGUCUGGAGGCCAAAUUCAGAGAUUGAAUACAUAUCUGAUGCAAUGGGUUCGGUUGUGGCAUGGCCAAAUGACAAAAUCAAGUUUGUCUAAAAUUGUCGUCUGAAACAUUUUUCAAGUUGGUUCUCAUCGGCUAUGUAUUUCUAGUGUGUGAUCGAAUGUUUAGGUACUUUUUUACUCGGUUGAAAUCAUGUAUGAUAUUAUGUAACAGUUAGCAGACAAAAAAACAAAAAUUAUGUGUUAUAUUAUGAUAUAAGGUUAUGUGUGAAAAUGUUUAGCUUGUUAACCCCUAUACCCUUAAGUGCAUAAUUUUACAUUAAACCAUAAGCUUUAAAAAUUAAAUCCACAGACGGGAAGACCAAAAAUUAAAAUC